UAUAAAGGCGGCUCCCGAAGCGGCGCGGGUGUUGCUUUCUGCUCGUCCCUGUGAUUGUGCAGUGGGGGACGUGAGGUUGCAGCGAUGCCCGAGCCGGCCAAGUCCGCCCCUGCGCCCAAGAAGGGCUCCAAGAAGGCGGUGACCAAGACUCAGAAGAAAGGCGACAAGAAGCGCAAGAAGAGCCGCAAGGAGAGCUACUCCAUCUACGUGUACAAGGUGCUGAAGCAGGUGCACCCCGACACGGGCAUCUCGUCCAAGGCCAUGGGCAUCAUGAACUCCUUCGUCAACGACAUCUUCGAGCGCAUCGCCGGCGAGGCGUCGCGCCUGGCGCACUACAACAAGCGCUCCACCAUCACGUCGCGGGAGAUCCAGACGGCCGUGCGGCUGCUGCUGCCCGGCGAGCUGGCCAAGCACGCCGUGUCCGAGGGCACCAAGGCUGUCACCAAGUACACCAGCUCCAAGUAGGGCGUCUCGGACCGUCACUCUCAACCCAAAGGCUCUUUUAAGAGCCACCCACAUACUCUAUAAAAGAGCUCUCAC
Catharus ustulatus (Swainson's thrush) is the source of this 540-nucleotide messenger RNA. RefSeq names its product histone H2B 1/2/3/4/6. Gene Ontology annotation, cellular component: nucleosome. Gene Ontology annotation, molecular function: structural constituent of chromatin; DNA binding; protein heterodimerization activity. Lineage: Eukaryota; Metazoa; Chordata; Aves; Passeriformes; Turdidae. The coding region runs from base 85 to 465 and encodes 126 amino acids. The transcript has a single exon. The record is from RefSeq and is a predicted model, not a curated record.